Patiria miniata (bat star) is the source of this 4983-nucleotide messenger RNA. RefSeq names its product growth arrest-specific protein 2-like. The record is from RefSeq and is a predicted model, not a curated record. Gene Ontology annotation, cellular component: actin filament. The transcript has 7 exons. Gene Ontology annotation, biological process: actin crosslink formation. Bases 177 to 1034 code for a protein of 285 amino acids. Gene Ontology annotation, molecular function: cytoskeletal adaptor activity; actin filament binding; microtubule binding. NCBI's taxonomy places the organism in Eukaryota, Metazoa, Echinodermata, Asteroidea, Valvatida, Asterinidae.
UCUCGGGUCCCGCCUCACGAAUGACAACAAAUAAACGACCACUGUUUGCAACGAUCGUGACGAAACAGAUUGGAAAUCGAUGGCAUUUUCUUAAUUAGAAGUGUAUUUUGACUGAGACGUUUUGGUGGCUGAUUUGACCUGCUGCAGAUUGAGUGCAUGGAUUGAUUGAUAUCAAGAUGGAUGACAUGGAUGGGUCAUCAGAAGGGGAUGAGUACUUCCAAGAGAUAGCCAGGGGAGCUGAGGAAAGUCUCAUACCACUGCAGGAAGACCUGGCCGAAUGGCUGACACGGGUACUUGGGGAGAAAACCACAACCACCGGUUUGAUGGACUCAAUAGCCAAUGGUGUACUUUUAUGCAAAUUAGCCCAGCUCAUUCAGGACAAGGCAGUAGAGUGUCAGCGAGCUGGGAAAGCCAUAGGGAAAAUGCCUUCCAAAAAGAUCAAGUACCGACAGAAUGCUGUCGCCGCGUCCUUCUUUGCCCGAGACAAUGUAGCCACUUUUCUGUCCUGGUGCCGAGGUAUUGGGCUUGAAGAUACGUGCCUAUUCGAAACUGAGGGCUUGGUGCUACAGAAAACUCCCCAGAAUGUGCUGGUGUGUCUCUACGAGCUAGCAAGGCUGGCAGGAAGAUACGGCAUCGAUCCUCCAGGGCUGGUCAAACUGGAGAAGGAAAUUGAGAAAGAGCAGCAGAAUCCACGACCAGCCUCAGCAGUCACUAAGAAGAAGGCUGCUAGCUUGCUGGAUACUGAGGUGAUGAAUGUCGCAAAGCAAUGUGAUUUUGGUUUAGACAUCAGAAGGGUGUCUGAAGGAAGGUAUAACAUCGGUGGCAAGAUGGUCUUCAUUAGGAUGUUACGAGGGCGUCACGUGAUGGUGCGGGUGGGCGGGGGCUGGGAUACCUUGGAACACUUCCUGCAACGACAUGAGGCUUCCAAGAUCACCAGGGUCAGUCGGGGGAGCAUCACCACCGAGUCGGGGGAAGCUGUGCCUGAUGACUUCUUUGUUGUCGAAGCCAAGUACAAGAGUGAUGGGAGAAGCUGAUGGGAGAGGUAGGGUAACUCUAAGGGGGAAAAUGGGGUUGGGGUUGGAAUCAAUCGAACUCUGAUCAGCAGAUUCUAAGAUUUUUUUUUUUAAAUGUGAAGCUUCUCAACCAAAACAAGAUGUCUUAAUCACAUCAAUGCUCAGGUGACGAAAUAAUGCUUUCAAGCUAAUAAAUAGGCAAUGUGCUGCCAGAGGUGUUUUUUUUAAAUUUUUGUUUUUAAAAAUAAUCUCGAAAUGUGUAUUCCGAGCCCAAGAGUUGCAAGCAGGCAUUUUUCAUCUGAUGUUGCAGCUGUGUUUAUUUUUUAACUAAAAAAUUUAAGCACUAUAAACAAGGCCGCAGACUUCAUGUUAGAUAUCCAGGCCACUAAAAUGUAAUUUUGGCUUUAAACUAAAAACCAAGCUAAACUUGGCUUUAUAAAUAUUAAGAUAAUAUUAAGAGCAAAGUUCAGAGAGACGAGAACUAAACAUGGUCCUGCAAAAAUAUUUGCAAAAGCUGUAUAUGAAAAAAAAAGCUCUAGCUACAAAAAAAUCAAACGUAAUAAACAUCAGUCUAAGGCCCUCUUUGCAAGAAAAUGUAUCGAGUUCCAAUUAUUAAAUCUUAAAAAUGUACUUCCAUUUAACCUUAUAAAAUAUGCAAAUUGAAGCAUGUAUAUUAAAAAUUACAAAUUACAGACUGCCUUGAUUUGGACCAUAAAAUGGUCGGCAUAAAAAAAAAAAGUUGUCAUAAAUUGUUUAUUCCAAGCUAAAUUCUGCAUACUUCCAAAACUUUUUUAACAAUUUAAUAACAGGACAAAGUUGGAAUAUUUUACAAACACCAGUUUGCCUACAUUUUCAUCUUGAGUAUCUUUUUUGUAGGUAAUGUGUGAUUUGUGAAAAGGGGCAAUUUGGUCGUCUACUUGUCACCAAUAAUUGGGAAUUUUGAGUCCGUAUUUUUAGUGGUGUGAUCCAUACAAUGUUAUGUCAUAAACAUACAUGUUUUUAGUUAUUUCAAGUACAAAGUUUUAACUAUGAUUCCCUAAGUUGACUGGAAAUAACAGUCAAUGCAGUUUUCCAUUCCAGUUUAACCAUUUUUGAAUUUCUUUUUAAACAUUUAAAGAAAAAAAUAAGAGUUGUUUUAUUUCUGGUGAAGAGUUCUUGAAAUUAUUUAUUAUUUAUUUAAUAGAAACACAUGUAUUCUCUUGAAAAGUCGGAUUAUUAACCACUAAUUUUUACAAAUUUUAUAUUGAUGUUUCUUGUUUUGGAGUAUUCAAAUUGAGAAAAAGUCUAAAUCAUUUAAGAGUAUGUAAAACUUUUAUGUUGAACUUUUUAUUUGAAAACAAAAGCAAAUAAUGACUUUUAGUUGUUUUGGAAAACAAAAGCAAAUAAUGUGGACGUAUUUAUCUCAUUUCCGUCCAGUUAACGCACACCGAGGAACCCACCCACUUUGUCCACUACAUUCCAUAUCCUACUUGCUAAAGACUUUGUGCUCUAUAAGUUUAACAUGUGUAAAAAAUUAUCAAUGCAGUCUGCUCCUAGCAUGCUUAGAGAAGUGAUUAUCUUUCCUUAAGUCUCUGAACUAAAAGUUAGAAUUUUGUUGACAACUGAGACACAGUAUUUAGUCAGUAUUCACCAUUUUAGAAAGUUUUCGUUUCCUUUCUUACUAAAGAGCUCUUUUUAUUCAUUUUCAGACAUACCAAUUUUUAAUUUUGUGGUUUUUUUUUAAUAUAUCAGAAAUAGUUCUUGCCAUGUACAGGGUGUCCCAAGAAAAACCGAACCCUCAAAGCGCCCUCUUUUUCACAGCUUUAAAACACAUACAUCUCAAAUAUCGAUACAUAUUUGGAGACUAUAGUUCGUUAGCUUUUCAACAAUGAGAAAUUCUUUCCAUUCGGGUAAAUUAUAUAACCAAUUAGUCAUAGCCAAUUCAAAAAGGUGCCCAUUUUCCAUGUUGUCCAUGAUCUUGUUAGGAAUGUAAUGGAUUUGGGGUGACGGUAGUUUUGCUUUCUUUAAUUUUUUAAUCUUUCUUUCUAUAUUUGGUUCUUUUUUAUUUUUCACUUCUUGCAACAAGUCCUGAAAAAACUAUUUGGUUAACGUCUUAGAUGUUUACUGUUCUGCUCUGCCCUCUACUUGCCUCUUUCAGUCGGAUGCAAGUUUCGGCCGGUGUUCUUAUUGCAGCAGUCAAAUAUCAGACACUUGUGGGCAAAAAGGAAACAGCGGCACUUGUUUUCAAUUGGCCAUUACUCAAUAAAUAUUUACCUGAUUGGAAAGAUUUUGUCAUUGUUGAAAAGCUGAUGAACUAUUCUCUCCAAAUAUGUAUUGAUAUUUGCGAUGUAUUUUUUUAAAAGCUGUAAAAAAAAAAAGGCGCUUUGAUUUUUUUGUUUACACCUUGUAGUUAACCUUUAUGGUAUAACAGUCGAUUCUUUUGGUGUACUGCUCUCUUUUUUAGACAAUGAACAAAACAUCACUGUUAUUGUGCCCGUGCAACUUGUACAUGAGCAUGGUACCAGCAAGGUAAUGGCUUUAAAUACACUGAUCCAUAAAAACCCUGCCCCAUGGUGAUUUUUGACCUUUUACAGCCGUUAUUAAUGUCCGAUGUGCAUGCAUGUGCGUAUCAUGCAUGUGACUGCAACAGGCAGUUUUGUUUCCCAUGUGCUCGGUGCACCGGGUAUAAUAGAUCAGUCUGUGAUGGUAUACAAAUAAUGGAUGGUUUAUGAGUGCAAUGGUAAGAAUAAUUUCAUGAGUUGACAGAUUCGCCUCGUGAAAUGGAACAUUCCAUCUGUCAUCAAAAGAAAUUAUUCUUUUUGUGGUGCAGCCGCGCCUUGUGUUGGGUUGGAUAAGUCAAUGCCACGUGAUCAACGACUUACCAAUCAGCGAUGACUGGUAUUUAUUCAGGUGUUGUGUAAUUCUAAAUGGACAUCAAAAUUCCGAAAGACCUUUUUCUGACAUAGUGAAUUUUGUUCACAGCAUCAUAAAUUUCUGGCUUAAUUUUGGCAGUAAAAAUCUGAAAUCAACUUGUUUUACUUUUAUUCUGUUGUAAAUUUGUUUCCUGUUAUUUACAUAUCUGUUGUUGUGUGUGUAAUCUGCUAUGAUAUUCCAUAUGGUGUAUAUGAUCGUUAACCUUUGAUUUGUAUUCGCAGUAAUUGUAUUCAGUAUAAUUUGAUUGCUAAAUAUAUAUGAUUUGAACGUGAAUUACAGAAUUGUUUGUAUAUUUUAGGUUGUAUUCAGAUGCUUUUUAGCUCGAGAGUUUUAUCCCAUCUGUGUUCUGUUGAUAUUCUUGUGUAAAUGUUGUGUUAUCAAUUCAUGUGAUUUAUAUUUUACCAGUGUGAUAUUCAUUGCCGAUUUGAAUUUGAAUUGUUUAACUUCUAUAGACUCAAUUUUGUGGCGUCACACUAAAUGCAUAUGUCUACAUGUACAUGUACAGUCGACUCUCGUUAAUACAAACACUGUUAAUACAAAUUCUGGUUAUCGCAACCAUAAAGCCUUGGUCCCAACUGUGCGUUUAUGUGCACAAUAGAUGGGAUCGGCACUCCACUCAAUACAAAAUGCUGACAUGAACAUUUUAGCUAGGUCCGGCCGAGUUUGUACUAACAAGAUUUGACUGUAUAUUACUUUUGGUGUGCUGCAUUACUGCUCAGUUUGAUGCAACUAUGAAGACUCCACUAUUGUGAAAUUUAGUUCUGUGGGGCCGUCAGAUAAUCUCAGAAUAAGAGUGACGUUUCAAAGAGGUGAUUUAUUGAUAAUUUUAUUCUGUUGGCAUUUUUACUCACUAUGAGCCUUCCUACCCACUCUGAGUUUCCGGAUUCUCAAGCUAGUUUAUAUUGGGCAUUUUAAACUUUUCAUUCUGCCAAAUAUUUAUAUACCUUGCACACAUAAGUUGAAUUGAGUCAGUCUAUUUUUGAGGUGCAUGUAUUUGCUAUAAACUAAGCGACUUGUGUUCAAGACAGUUUUAAUUAAAGAAAUGACUUGCAAGUCA